UUACUGUAAUCAGUAUACUGUCCGUAUAUAAACUUAAGAUAUGCAAAUUGCACACUAGCAAGUUGAACCAUAUAAGCAAUUCAAUAAAGACUAAUUUGAAACAAUUUAGACCUAAUAAAAACUGAGCAUACAGUGCAUUAGUACUGUUGUUAAAAAUAUGGAAUCAACAGUGGAACUUCGAAAAGCACAUGUAGGCUUUGAGAUGGUUCAGAAAUUGAUUUUGGAGUUAUACGGGCUUACAGUUAUUAAAAGUUCCGAGCUUAACGGAUAUGACGAUAGGAAUUUUCUCAUUAAAGUGGACCCUCAAAAUAUCGAUAAUAAUGAACACAUAGUGAAAGUUGAGGUCGAAGGUUACGUUUUUAAAGUGAUUAAUACCUUGGAUUCUGUAGAAGUGACCAGAUUUGAAGCUCAGGGAAGACUUAUGGUAUUCUUGCAUGAACAUAAUAUAAACUGCCCAGCUCCUGUAUUAACCAAACGAGGCCGAACAUUUGACACAAUAUUACGUCCAACUGGUGAACACAUAGUCUUACUACUAAAGUUUAUACCAGGAGAGAUCUUAUAUAAAAUGUCAAACUUUACAGACCAUGUAUUUUUUCAAGUGGGAUCAUUAGCUGCUAGAAUCGACACUGUUUUAAAGGAAUUUGACCAUCGUGCUUAUCGCAAACCAGUGCAGUGGUGUCUGGGUGCUUCGCCAAAUGUCCUAAAUUAUUUGCAUGCAAUUGACGAAAGUAAAAGGAGUAUGGUAGAAACUGUAAUUGAAGAUUUUAAAAAUAAUGUGCUUGCAAUUGAAAACAGGCUGGAAAAAGGAAUAAUUCACGGAGAUAUAAAUGAACAAAACCUAAUAAUGUCAACGGGCGACGAAGCAAAGGGAAUCCAGUUGAAAGCUGUUAUAGAUUUCGGCGAUACUCACUACUGUUGCUUCCUCUACGAGUUGGCCCUCGCUAUGACGUACAUGAUAUUUUUGACAGAUAACCCUGAAGUUGGAGGGCAUGUUUUAGCCGGUUAUGCCUCAGUAAGAAACGUCUCUAAAGCAGAAAUUCGUUUAUUAAAGACCUGCAUAAUGGCAAGAUUGUGCCAAUCACUGGUCCUUGGGGCAUAUGGUAGCUUGACCGAUCCUAACAACGAAUAUCUUUUGACCACUAGUAAGAAAGGAUGGGAUAUCCUUGACAAAUUAAGAAAUAUUGAUAAUGAUGACAUUUUGGUGAAUUGUUGGCUGGACGCGGCCAAAAAGUACUACAUUUAUUUUGGCAGUUGACAUCUGCUAAGAUAAUUUUAAAACCCCAGUGCUAUUUAUAAGCAAGGAGACUGAAUAUAAGGAGACUGACUGAUCUCCGCGCUUUCCAAAUUUGGUGACGUGUACGCAAAAUUGAACGAUCCAAAGUACCUGAAGAUGAGAUUUCAUUUUUUGGCUAUUCGACGCAAUAACCAACGGCAAAAAAACAAAACAAUGAGGAAAGAAUGCCAAAUUAGUUUCAGCGAGUAGAGAUUGUAAUUAAUAAUCUUAGAGAGAUUCGGGUAGAAAUUGUGAUGUUAAAGUAAUUUAAUGUAUUUCUUUUUUAUAAUUUAAUUCAGACACUUGCUACUCAACAUUCUCUGUGGAACAAAAUAAUUAUAAUAUUUACAAAACUGGAAAACGAUUAAUAUUACGGUUUCAAAAACAUAACAUUAUUAAAAGGCGGGUCCAGAUAAUCAAAGUGAGGUACCUUCAGACCAACAGCGCCAAUGUGGCAACUUUCUGAAACUGGUUUUCGUUCAUUUUUGGGUACAUACGUUUAGUAUCCAGAUCAGUCUCCUUAACUCUAGUCUCCACGUUUAUGCGAAUAUAUUACAGUUUUAUAUAUAUAUAUAUAUUUGUGUUUUGUGGUUUUAUAUGCCUUUUAUUGCUUGUAAAAUUAUAGCGGGUGUUUUUCAAAGUUGAAUUUGUCUAAAAAAAUAUCUAUAAAUCUAAAUAAGACAUUUUCAAUUAGUUUCUGUGAUUUUCGAACAAUGAAAGUUUUCAAGGGAAUCCCGUUUGUCUAUUUUUACAUUUUAAUCUCGUGUGUCAUGUUUAUGUUGAACCUCACUGUAAUAGUCAAGAAGACUACAUAUUUUUAAUAAAUAGACAAUAGUUUUAACAAAUAGUAAUAUAGUGAGAAAAAUGUAAAGUAACAUAAAGUUCAAUAAACAUCAAAAAAUUC
Messenger RNA from Anthonomus grandis grandis, 2177 nucleotides. RefSeq names its product hydroxylysine kinase. NCBI's taxonomy places the organism in Eukaryota, Metazoa, Arthropoda, Insecta, Coleoptera, Curculionidae. The transcript is spliced from 5 exons. Bases 158 to 1255 code for a protein of 365 amino acids. The record is from RefSeq and is a predicted model, not a curated record. Gene Ontology annotation, molecular function: amino acid kinase activity.